Molecule: messenger RNA, 2306 nt
Organism: Cryptomeria japonica (Japanese cedar)
Lineage: Eukaryota; Viridiplantae; Streptophyta; Pinopsida; Cupressales; Cupressaceae
Product: disease resistance protein Roq1
Exons: 4
Coding region: 122-2110 (662 amino acids)
Biological process (GO): defense response; signal transduction
Molecular function (GO): protein binding; ADP binding
Source: RefSeq, a predicted model, not a curated record
AGUGGUCUGCAUGGUCUAGAAACACUUGUGAAUAAGUGCCUUGUGGAGCUGGUUUGUGAGUCAGAUUAUAGGUACUGCAGGCAUUAUCUUGCUCCAGUGAGGUCUGCCAAGAUAAAAAUGCAUGAUCAUCUUAGGGAUAUGGGAAGAGAGAUUCUGGUCUCCAUUGCAGAUUGCUAACAUAAAGAACCAUCCCAAGAAAAGAAUGCUGAUUCGAGGGAUACGACCAGCAAAUGCUUUUGUGGCGUUCAAAGAGUACACAUAUCAGUUAAUACAAAACUCAAUCAGACUGUCCGAACGCCUUAAAUUCUCAAAUGGAUUACAAAUCCUUUCCGUGAAAGGAAAUGAGUUCACGGAAGAAUUUGCAUCAUUAUCAGAAGACCUGGUGUGGCUUCGGUGGGAAGAUUUUCCAUUAAGAAAUCUGCCAACAUGGCUUACACUAAGAUGUUUAAGUGUUUUAGAGCUUCAUGGUGCUAAUGAGUUGGAAGAAUUGUGGGAGGAGAGUGCGGAUCCUCCUUUGCAAUUGACAGAGCUUAUUAUAUGGGGUAACCAAAAGUUGCAAAGACUUCCAAGGUCAAUAGGACGUCUUCAGUAUCUAAAGAAGAUUUUUUUCUACUUUCAUGGUAACAGUUUGCCAGAACAGUUCUGCUGCCUAAAAUCCCUGGAGUAUUUGAAAUUAUACUCCCCAGGGCUAUCUUCACUGUCUUCUCGUUUUGGCAAUUUAAGAAGUUUGCGGAAAUUAAUUCUGGCAUAUUGCAAGCAGUUGAGCAGUUUCCCUGAUUCUUUCAGUCAGCUGAUCUUCCUGGAAGAUCUGAAUCUAUCACACUGUGAAAUGCUAUCCUCACUACCUACUGGAUUUGGCAAUUUAAAAAGCUUGAAGUAUUUAAGUCUAGAGUAUUGCAAACAGUUAAGGACUUUGCCAGAUUCUUUCAAGGAACUGAUCCACCUGAAAGAUUUAAAAUUAUCAUAUUGUGCCAAGCUUAAAUUGAAGAUAGAUAUGCUGGAAAAUAUCAGGAAGCUGAAAGUUUUUGAACUAAGUUAUUGCGAGGAAUUGGAAUAUUUGCCUCAUCAAAUAAUGAAUCAGGCAUCGCUGACAAAGUUAGACUUACAGGGUUGUACCAAGUUAACAGGUUCACCAAAUGACAUUGGUGAACUGAUCAAAUUACACACUCUCAUAAUUGAGAGUAUGAUGUUAAAAGGCUUGCAAACUUCACUUGUAAGGUUAUCCUCAUUAAAGAGUAUUGUAAUUGUAAGUCCUUGUGGUGAAAUCGAUUCUGAUACCGGGGCGGAAGACUGCAAGCAAGUCUCCAGUAUAUCAAUUUCCAAUGAUUCUUGUCCCAACCUUGAAAGUUUCAAGCUUAGGUGGAAUCGUCAUUCAGUGGAGAUCGAGAGACUGCCAGUGUCGCUCAAAUUGCUAUCAAUAUACGACUGCAAAGUACUGAAGAACAUCAGGUGUGUUAGUGCUCUCGUAAGCCUUGAGAAUCUGAUAAUCUUUAACUGUCCCCAGAUAGAAGAACUGCCAAACUUUGCUGAUUUGGCUUCGCUGAAAGAAUUUAUAUUGACGAAUUGCCCCAAAGUUGAGAAAAUAGAAGGUUUGCAAUAUUCCCAGUCAUUGAAGCAUCUGUGUCUUGUAAAGACCUGCUGGAAGGUACCAGGUGUACAAAGUUUGGUGAAAGUGGAAUUAUUGGAAACCCUAGUGCUUGAAUGCGAGACUAUAUCAGCCCUGAAACCUUGCAUUCAGUCUUUGAAGGAAUGUCCAAGGCGUUUGUCGAUACAAGGUAGCGUGAGCGAUUUUGUCAGACCAAUUGUAAACUCUCUAGACUUUCCUGAUCUUGCGAUUAGGGAGGUAGAGGAGCCAUCAGAUGUAUCGAAGACUCUAGAUUUGUUUGACACCCCUGCUUUUUACUGUUAUGUGGAGGGAAAAGAGAAGAAUGAGGAGGAGAGUAAAGUUGUACGCAUUUGUGCGUCCCUCGGAAAAUAUGAUGCGAGCAUGGAAGUCUUUCUUUUCUUCCAUGCAAUCUCUGGAGUCAAGAAAACAAAAGCUAUGGUAGUGAUGGGCGAAGAAGGAAGAAUUGUGGAGGCAUUUCACCAGUUGUUACCACUCCUGGAAUAGUUGCCAUUUGACACGCAGCUUGUAGAUAAGAAGCAUUGGGAAACAGCUGUUCUAAACCAAUGUAAAGUUAUUGUGUAUAAGAAUAGUUAAUCAAUUGGCGUAUGAAGUUCAUUGUUAAUAAUUAGAAAAAUAAGGAUAGGAUGGUGGUGAAGAUUGAAUUUUUAUUUCGUACAAGUAGCGCAAUUUCUUCUAAGAC